This is a messenger RNA of Cadophora gregata, 687 nucleotides long. RefSeq lists its product as uncharacterized. Lineage: Eukaryota; Fungi; Ascomycota; Leotiomycetes; Helotiales; Ploettnerulaceae. The record is from RefSeq and is a predicted model, not a curated record. The transcript has a single exon. The coding region runs from base 1 to 687 and encodes 228 amino acids.
AUGUCUUCUCAGCAGAGACCACCAAGGCUCCAUCCACACUUCCCUGUGAGUAAUUCGAUCCACCUGAAUUUGGAGCACAUCACUGACGCCGUUAAGUUGCGAUUCAUUGCUCCUCUUCCAGUCCGAGUCAAGAGAGACCGGGCUUGGGUCAAGGUCGACGGAACUUUGAAGUACGCCAUCUUUGGGCGGAAACGGAAGGCGUCCUUCGAUGCGUACGAUGCAUUUGAGGUCUCUUACAAGCGGCGAUAUCUCGAGAACUGUGUCUACGAUCGAGUCGAGGCACUUAUGUCCAUCAGGCCCAUCAUCAAACCAACCUCAGUUCUGAUCAAGUCCGAGGCAACUGAAGAGGUCAAGCCCAUUAGUGCCAACGUCCAAAAAAUCCCAGCGCUCAUCAAGUCUGAGGUUCUUGAGACCAAGUUUGUGAACAACCUCGUUUCAACUAUCCACCCUACCACGUCUAUCUCUCAAACAUUUACGCAAGGUCACAGAUUCAUCCAAUGCCGUGUCACUGGAUACAAGAGACUGCGCCAGAAGAUGGAUGACUUCGAGAGUAUGUGGGAUGCGAAGGAUGAGCAGCGCUGGAACGCAUGGUGUGAGAAGGACGCAGAUGAGAGAGGCCCCAUGAAGGACUAUGAGGACGGCGAUAGUGAUUGUGAGUGGGAGGAAUUCAAGGCGAAGAGGCGUUGA